Sphenostylis stenocarpa is the source of this 891-nucleotide messenger RNA. NCBI's taxonomy places the organism in Eukaryota, Viridiplantae, Streptophyta, Magnoliopsida, Fabales, Fabaceae. The record is from the annotation of a GenBank genome assembly.
AUGACUGUGGAUGAAGUGGAUAGUAGCUCCGAGUGGAGCAGAGAACAGGAUAAAGCAUUUGAAAAUGCAUUGGCAACUCACCCCGAGGAUGCUUUGGAUCGAUGGGAGAUGAUUGCGGCUGAUGUGCCGGGGAAGACUAUAGAAGAAAUCAAACAGCAUUAUGAACUCUUGGUUGAAGAUGUUAACCAGAUUGAAUCUGGUUGUGUGCCUUUACCAUCUUAUAAUUCUUCUUCAGAGGGCUCAACAAGCCAUGCUAGUGAUGAAGGAGCUGGCAAAAAGGGCAGCGGUCUUGGGAAUUACAACAGUGAGUCUAAUCAUGGAACUAAGGCUUCAAGAUCAGAUCAAGAACGACGGAAGGGGAUUGCUUGGACAGAGGAUGAACACAGGUUAUUUCUUCUGGGCUUGGAUAAGUAUGGGAAAGGUGAUUGGCGAAGCAUAUCAAGGAACUUUGUGGUGACAAGAACACCUACACAAGUUGCAAGCCAUGCCCAAAAAUACUUCAUUCGAUUGAACUCGAUGAACAAAGAUAGAAGACGAUCCAGCAUACAUGAUAUCACCAGCGUUAACAAUGGAGACGUUUCAGCUCCACAAGGACCAAUUACCGGUCAAACGAAUGGUUCUGCCACAAAUUCUACCGCCAAAGCAACCAAACAAGCCACCCCGGCCUCAACCGGGGUGUCAGGAGUUGGAAUAUAUGCUGCUCCUACCAUUGGACAACCUAUAGGAGGACCCUUAGUAUCAGCUGUUGGCACCCCAGUGAACCUUCCUGCACCUGGGCACAUGGCAUAUGGUGUGAGAGCCCCAGUUUCAGGUGCGGUUGUACCUGGUGCACCGGUAAGCAUGGGCCCUGUGACGUACUCUAUGCCGCAUACAUCUGCUCCUCACAGGUGA